This is a messenger RNA of Uloborus diversus, 2375 nucleotides long. Its product is annotated as serine/threonine-protein kinase 32B-like. The coding region runs from base 886 to 2103 and encodes 405 amino acids. Gene Ontology annotation, biological process: regulation of signal transduction; protein phosphorylation; G protein-coupled receptor signaling pathway. Lineage: Eukaryota; Metazoa; Arthropoda; Arachnida; Araneae; Uloboridae. Gene Ontology annotation, molecular function: G protein-coupled receptor binding; ATP binding; G protein-coupled receptor kinase activity. The transcript is spliced from 12 exons. The record is from RefSeq and is a predicted model, not a curated record.
GAUAGCACUCUCAGUUCAACAUGCACAAUAUCAUAAGGUUCUAGCAUAAUAUGGAGUUGUUUACUUAGCUCGGUAUUUGAAACUUAGCAACAGAACUAAGUCGCGAGAUUCAAUAUAGUUAAAGGAUAUUGAUUGUUGAUAUCUGAGUUGCGGACAUCCGUUUCAAUAGAAUUUCCGACGUUAGGUUUCCUUCCACGUGUGACGGGUAAUUUGUGUUGAAAUUGCGACACAUAUACUUUUAUGCUCCGGGAGUUGAUUUACUUUCAAAAGUUCUGUUCGAGUUGAUAGCAAAAAGUAGCUCCUUAUUAGCGAAAGAGAAAAUGCAACAGCACGUGCCAAUUUUGAUAGACACUUGUUGAUUUCCGCUACAUUAAAAUUGCUGCAUCAAAACUUCUUAUUCAGCUAUUGCAAGAUAAAAUUUAAAUAAUCGUAAAAUGAAUGUAUUUUUUUAAAAUGACCCUUUAUUUUUUUCAAAAGCAUUAGAGAUGAGCAGUGGUACAAAUUCAUUAAAUUGGAAGCAAAUAAAAGAAUAUAUAUGGAUGAUGCAACUAUUUUUUUCAUAUCACAUUAUGGAUGAAAAUAAAAAAUGAUUUUACUAAAGUAUUUUUAAACUUAUAAGGGAUUUUAUGAUGAGUGAAUUUUAGAAAGCAACUGCUAGCCCAAGACGAAAGAAGAUAACAUUAGUCGCCGGAUUUCAAAACUAGCUGAAAUAUUUUGUAGUUACAUAACGAAUAUCAUGAAUUAGUGUCAGUUUUUUAGUAAUAAAGAGACGGAGUUUAGACGAAUAUGUAUACGUAGAUAUGUACACAUAGAGAUUGAUUGAAUCAUAGAGACUAGAAAUUAUGUCAUUUCAUGAAAGUAAUGCUGGAAUUUAAGCAUUGAAAAAUGGGAAAUAAUCAAUCAUGUAAAAAGAAGAAGAAAAAGAAAUUCACAAUCGUUCAAAUAAGUGACAAAGAAAACAAACAAGUUACUCUUGAUGACUUUCAAAUAUUAAGGGCAAUCGGGAAAGGAAGUUUUGGAAAGGUUUGCAUCGUUCAAAAGAAAGACACUAUGAAGAUGUAUGCAAUGAAGUAUGUGAAUAAGAGCCAAUGUGUAGAAAAGGAUGCUUUCAAAAAUGUUCUACGGGAGAUAGAAGUUUUGACAGAAUUAGAACACCCCUUCUUAGUGAAUCUAUGGUUUACUUUCCAAGAUGAAGAAGAUAUGUUCAUGGUCGUAGAUUUGUUGCUUGGAGGAGAUUUACGUUACCACUUGCAGCAAAGUAAUUCUAUAUUUGACGAAGAGAGAAUUACUCUCUAUCUCUGUGAAAUAGCUUUAGCUUUGGAUUAUCUGAGGUCAAAGAAAAUAUUACACAGGGACAUCAAACCAGAUAAUAUUUUGAUAGAUGACGCAGGGCAUGCUCAUAUCACCGAUUUUAACAUAGCAACUUUUGUUCGAGACGGGGAGGUUGUCACAUCUGUAUCGGGAACGAAACCAUACAUGGCUCCAGAAGUGGUUCUUUGUGCAUUGGAUCACACGCAUGGCUACUCUUUCAACGCAGAUUGGUGGUCGUUGGGAGUUACAACGUAUGAAAUGGCCUGCAAUAUGAGACCUUAUGAAAUUCAUUCUGGGACAAGUAUGGAGGAUAUUCAUUGCAUGAUUGAAAAUUCUUGCGUACGUUUUCCAAAGUGCGUUAAUAAGGGACUUGCCAAUCUCAUACAGCAGAUGUUAAGCGUGGAUCCUAAACAACGAAUAUCUUCUAUUAAGCAAAUGAAAAGGCAUCACUAUCUGAAGUCUAUGGAUUUUGUAGCUGUUUAUAAUCGUCAAGUCACCCCUCCAUUCAUACCUAACAAAGAUCAAUUGAACUGUGAUCCUACCUUUGAACUUGAGGAAAUGAUUAUCGAAUCCAAACCUUUACAUAAAAAGAAGAAAAGAUUAUCCAAAAGAAAUAAAGCGAAAACUAUUCUUGCGAACCAAAUAAAUCAGGAUGAAGAAGUAAUGCAGAUGUGUCUCAGCACCAUCCAGAAAGAGUUUAUUAUUUAUAAUCGUGAAAGUGAGCUUCAACAACAAGCAAUGGAAGAAAAGAGAAAACAAUGGGAAGAAGAACUAGCAAAAUUUACCAGCUGAUGAGAUACCCAAAGCCAAAUCUUCACGAGCCAGAUGACCAAUGGAAAGGAAGUGCAUAAGGGACGUAAUUUUUUUUUUCGUUUCGUCUUUUGUUGCUUACAUUUAGAUAAUGAAGCUGAAAAGUCUUUUGGCUGAUUAUUGUUUCUCAUUCGCAGUUUUCUCGCACAAACCUUCUGUGGUUAUUUCCCUCAUCCACGUGUUUGCUGCUAAUUGCUAAAUGUAAUGUGAUUUCAUCAACACGAGUCACUAAUAAUAAAUGGACGUCCAUGUUC